This is a messenger RNA of Cloeon dipterum, 1957 nucleotides long. RefSeq names its product maltase A3-like. Gene Ontology annotation, biological process: carbohydrate metabolic process. NCBI's taxonomy places the organism in Eukaryota, Metazoa, Arthropoda, Insecta, Ephemeroptera, Baetidae. The transcript has 9 exons. The record is from RefSeq and is a predicted model, not a curated record. The coding region runs from base 154 to 1899 and encodes 581 amino acids.
GACAGCAUCUCACGUGUCGUCGAGAUAAACAAGUUUGAUUUAUCAUUCGGGAAUUUUUAAGAUAUAGAUCUCAGAGCUAAGAGUGCGCAAGCAGGUUACAUAAAAAAAUAAGCGCAUCGUCAAUCUUCAGUUUGAAGGUCGAGUCAAGGGAGAAUGAAGCUGUUGACAAGUUUUGUGUUGUUGGCAACUGCCUUGUUUGGGGUGGCUUGGGGGCAGGAGGACCCAAACUGGUACAAAACAGCCACAUAUUACCAAGUAUAUCCGCGCUCUCUGAAAGACACCAAUGGCGACGGAAUUGGCGACCUUAGAGGCAUCACAGAGAGUAUUCCGUUUCUCAAGUCUCUCGGUGUGGACUGCAUCUGGCUGUCGCCGAUUUACAAGUCGCCGAUGAAGGACUUCGGCUACGACAUUGCCGACUUUUACACGAUUGACCCGAUAUUCGGCACUUGGGAGGAUUUUGAGGAGCUCCUGGCGACCAUCAAGGCUGCCGGACUGCGGCUUCUGAUGGACCUUAUUCCUAACCACACGAGUAACGAGCACGAGUGGUUCAUCAAGUCGGAGCAGGGUGUGCAACCCUACGUUGAUUACUAUGUGUGGAAGCCAUCAAAAGGGAUCGACGCGAAUGGAUCACAAAUUCCCCCAAAUAACUGGUUGAGUGCAUUUGCUGGUUCAGCCUGGAAAUGGAGUGAUCAGCGGCAGAUGUUUUAUCUCCACCAAUUCACCGUGGAGCAGCCCGAUUUAAAUUACCGAAACCCACUGGUCCUGGCCGAAAUGCAGAACGUCUUUCGGUUUUGGCUCCAAAUCGGCGUUGACGGAUUCAGAAUCGACGCCCCGGCUCACAUUUGGGAGCAUGAAGACUUUUUGGACGAGCCUCCCUCAAAUGACCCGAACUGCCCUGCUCCCGACCAGUUCUGCGCUUUGAACCACACGUACGUCAAGGACCAGGAGGAGGUGUACGAUAUCCUCUAUGCCUUCAGAACUGUCGUGGACGAAUUUGAAGCAACAAGUGGAGAAAUCAAGGUUCUAAUGAGCGAGGCAUCAGGAGAUUUGGGAUUGACAAUGCGGUACUACGGUAAUGACACGCACAGCAUUAUCCACUUCCCAUUCAACUUCUACCUGAUUUGGGAAAUUAACAACUCAACAAACGCACCCAGCAUCGAAGCUGCUAUUCUGCGCUGGUUGGAGGCAAUGCCAGUCGGUCGAACGGCAAAUUACGUUCUUGGAAAUCACGAUAAUGGUCGUUUGGCCUCAAGAGUUGGACGGGAAUUCGCAAUGACAAACCAAAUGAUUGCUUUCCUCCUACCUGGAGCAAUGAUUUCGUACAUGGGUGAAGAACUAAACAUGGAAAACACAUUCGUGAGCUGGGAACAGACGCAGGAUCCUCAGGGAUGCAAUGCUGGUCCUGAGUUAUACACGCUAUUUUCGAGGGAUCCAGAGCGAACACCUUAUCAGUGGGAUGAUUCGGCAUUUUCUGGUUUUACAAAUGGAUCUUCAACAUGGUUGCCUGUUAACGAGAAUUACGUUAAUGUGAAUGUUGCUGCCGAAGAACUGGCCACUCUUAGUCCGCUUAAAAUAUAUCGCCGACUUGCAGAAACUAGGAAAUUCGAAUCUGUGAAAACGGGCUCAUUUGAUUUACGCGUUGUAAACGAUGACGUGCUCGCUUUCACAAGAAAACUGCCAGGUGAAGUUAGUUUCCUUGUUCUUGCCAAUACAGCGUACAACACGGUGACGGUUGACGUUUCUGCGCUUUUCCCUUCCUUGCCAUCAAGCGUCACUGUUUUCACUGCCUCUGAGAAUUCAGCAAUUCAAGAAGGGGACACCGUGUCAACCUCUGCAAUUAUACUUCCUUCGAGGGGAGGAUUGGUCCUCAGCUUUAUCGCAGUGGAUAGAAUGAUUUGAAUGUGAAUGCUAUAACCAUUAUGUAUGCGAUGCGAAAAUAAAAGAAUCAGAUAUUUCC